Messenger RNA from Carcharodon carcharias (great white shark), 1719 nucleotides. RefSeq names its product myeloid cell surface antigen CD33-like. NCBI's taxonomy places the organism in Eukaryota, Metazoa, Chordata, Chondrichthyes, Lamniformes, Lamnidae. Bases 129 to 1457 code for a protein of 442 amino acids. The record is from RefSeq and is a predicted model, not a curated record. The transcript is spliced from 6 exons.
UGUCACAAGAGUGGAAAGGUGACACUCCACGAGAGGUGACAGCGCAGGAACGUUCGUGUGUACAGAUUCCAUGUCAUUACAGUUACCCAUCACAUUUGUUAGAGAAAACACGUGUCGGAAUCUGGAAUAUGAGAAGGUACAAAUGGAGAAGAUCGUCUAUAGCCUCUCACUCCAAGGAUCACAAUCACGAGUUACCACGGUUCCACCAUCGGACCCGGCUGUCUGGAGACCUGAAAGAUGGCGACUGUUCCCUGAUUAUAAACAACAUCAGACGGGGAGAUGCAGGAUAUUAUUUUUUCAGAAUAGAAUUUGACAAUGGUCCGAGCCAUAACUAUUACCCUGAAACCCAGCUUCACGUUUCUGUUGGACAGUCACAAGAGUGGAAAGGUGACACUCCACGAGAGGUGACAGCGCAGGAAGGCUCGUGUGUACAGAUUCCAUGUCAUUACAGUUAUCCAUCGUGUCUGGAAAACCAACCACGAGGUGGAGUCUGGUUUAAUAAUGAGGAAUGGAUUCCCUGGGCUCCCAUAGCCUUUCACUCCAAGGAUCACAAUCACGAGUUACCACGGUUCCACCAUCGGACCCGGCUGUCUGGAGACCUGAAAGAUGGCGACUGUUCCCUGAUUAUAAACAACAUCAGACGGGAAGAUGCAGGACCUUAUUAUUUCAGAAUAGAAUUUGACAGCAGUAAUAGUUACAGCUACUAUCCUGUAACCCAGCUUCACGUUUCUGAUUUCACAGAUAAACCCACGAUAUUCCCUGCUGAAAUUAUUGCAGGAAAGCGUGUGGAUGUAAGCUGCACCUUCAACACAACGUGCAAUGGAACAGCAGCACCUGUCUUAACCUGGGACACUCCCACUGACGUACCUGGAUCAGUCUCAAACACUGUAACUCAGCAUGGUGUCACUCUGACCUAUACUUCUGUUCUGACCCUCAUCCCAUCACUCAAACACCACGGACACACUCUCAGCUGCAGAGUGAGAUAUCCAUCUGUUUCAUCGGAGCGGACCCUCGUACUAACUGUGCAAGGUAGAGACUCCAGUAAAUGGACAGUAGGAUUGCUCACGGCUGGGAUCAUGUUGAGUGUUUUCCUGGCUGGAAUCUUCAUCUUCAUCUGUGUGAGAAGGAGAAAGAAAGCGACGCAGGAGAGAGUUUCAGGGACCAGAGACAUUGCAUUGACCCCCAGUCCACUCUCUGUGAAGCACCAGGGUAAACAGAACGUGCUGAUUACUGAGCCCCGAAACACAACCAGAGACACAACUAGAGACGGGGAGAACCCAGCUCCCCGGGAUCUCUCUGAAGGUGCAGUUGGAGGCGAUGCUGGACAUGGGAACCCCGACAAUCCUGACGACUUUCUCUACGCCAAUCCCCAAGUCUUCAGGGUGCCCAGUGGUGAUGGGACUGUCCACAGGGAAGAGGAGACGGAAUACGCACAGAUCAGAUUCAAGCGAAACUGAGUGUGAAACGGGAAGAGGGGGUGAGGAGGUUUGUGGGUGGGGGCAGGGAUUAUGAUUCCUUGGAACAUGAGACAACCCACUGGGGGAGAGGGGGAGAGAGGGAGGAAGGGACUGAAUGGGUCUGUGGUUGGUGUGGUUUGGAAUGAAAUGUUUUCCCAGUGACGACUUGAUGCUGAGUCAUUGGGGACAGAGAUUCAGUGUCUCUCUCUCUCUCUCACUGUCUCUCUAUCUCUCUCUCCUUCUCUGUUUCUCUCUCUCUGUC